AUGCCCGGAUACGAGAAACUUAGUCCUGUUAUAGCCGAGAACCAGAAACUAAAAGAAGAAGUGAAAAUCUUUCAAACGCGCGUGCAAAACUUGGAAAGAGAAGCAAGAAAGAACAAUGUUAUACUACAUGGCAUUGCAGAAACGGAAAAAAACACAGCUGAACUCUGGAAAAACGCAAUAGAUGUACUAAACGAAACAGCACGAAGAAGCGAAGGGGUGCGCCAGUGGGACCAUUGGGAGAUAAGUAAUCUAAGAAGACUUGGCAAGAAAAAUUGGAAACAAAAUAAGACCAAUCCUGGUUACUCUUUCUUUAACAUGGCAAAGGGUCUAAAGCAAAAGAAAGAACAGGAAGAGAAAAAUGGAAAAAUCGCCUUUAUAAGGUAUGAUAAGCUGAUAGUAAAGGAGAAAGAAUCGACAUACUCUAAAAGGAAACACUCACAAUCCAAAUCACCCUCUGAAAAUAAACAGCAACACAAGAAUGACAUAACGGCUCCGAAGAAAGUAAACAAAACAUAUAAUAUAUUUCGUUCCAGAGCAAAUUCAACGUCGGGACUUGGAGAACAUAACAACAAAUAA
Pieris macdunnoughi is the source of this 576-nucleotide messenger RNA. NCBI's taxonomy places the organism in Eukaryota, Metazoa, Arthropoda, Insecta, Lepidoptera, Pieridae. The record is from the annotation of a GenBank genome assembly.